This is a messenger RNA of Bursaphelenchus okinawaensis, 2835 nucleotides long. The record is from the annotation of a GenBank genome assembly. NCBI's taxonomy places the organism in Eukaryota, Metazoa, Nematoda, Chromadorea, Rhabditida, Aphelenchoididae.
AUGAACAACGUAAAACCAAGAGCAACUACAACUUCAAGUCUUACACACCUCAAUUCUGAAGCCGCUUCUGGUAAAACAAAGCCUCAGGCUUCCCGGAGGGCAUUUAAUUGAGACACAGUCGAGACAAUUAAACAUUCAAACACAAAUAUUGAUUAAGCAAACACUCCAGAUCAAGCAACGGUGUUGGGUUACCUCUCUCCGACUACAGUUUCGAACUGUUUGAAGCCGUUUCAAACCGUUCGAAGCCGCGGAAUGGAGCUUGUCGGGAUCAAGGUUAACAGUAAUCUUAUGAAGCUUCCACUUACAGUAUUCCGCUACUUUAUACUCACUCUCACACUACUGACCUUAGCCAUCAGUUUGUCAUGGUAAGUGGAUACUGUAAUUUAAAAUCACUUUUGAAGUUUGAGAUCUUAUGUUACAGUAUUUUUGGUUGUUUGAUGUUGUAGUUUUUAUAAUGUAGUACUAGUAAUGUUUAUAAAGUAAGAUGUUUUUAAGUUGUUUUUCCUUAUCAGCUGCUAGUGUAUUAUCUAAUCUUGUUUCUGGUGAUGUAACUCACUAAAAUACAAAUGUUUUACUACAAUAAUACAGUCUUUACAAUGUAAAUACAUAAAGUAAUGUUUAGUUUCAUAUGUUUCAACGUGUCGGUUGUCCAAAUGACCAACCUCAGUUCGUCGCCGUAUUACAAUGAAAGUCAACUUGACCCUUCGUAUUACAGUAGUCUCGACAUACCUCUACAUGACCGUCGUUUCGAUUUGAGUAAUUUUGAAAGGGCAUGGAUAUAUGCAGGUAUUUAAGCAGGUUUUCUUAAUUUACAUCUAAUGCUUAAGCCUAAAUAGAAAAGCAAAAAAAUGCAUUUAUUCCGCAGUUGGCGCUUUUGUAGGGCGCUAGCUGGCGAAUAUGUUUUUUUAUUUUUAAAAUUGUGAACUCAAUAAAGCAACAUAAAGUAACAACAAGUUCGCAAAAUUUUGCUAUCUUAUUUCAGCUCCAUUCCUGGGUGCAUGUGUCUUCGCAGUACCAGUAGCGUGGAUGAUGUCUGUAAUUGGCACAAGGUAUACUCAGAUUUUAGUUGGCAUUCUGAGUUCUGUUGUGACCGUAAUCACACCGUGGACGUUGUCUGGACUGCCUGUUUGGCUGUUUGUCAUUAUUCGAACAUUUCAAGUAAGUUCAUACGGUAUAUGUGUGUAAUAUACUUCGUUAAAAUUUGUUGGUUGUACUGUAAGAGUUAGUAAUGUAUUAAAAAUUAAUAUAAGUUACAUUUUUCAUAUUUGUUUUUAUUAUAUAUAAGUUCUGACUAGGUAUAUCAAGCUAUUCAGUGUGAUAUGUAGUGAACUUUGAUGUAUUUGCUGUCUUUGUGUUCAGUAAAGUUAAUUUAGGGGGCGGCCUUGGCCAACUUGUACCCAGUGAUUGGAGUUGUUGUAGCCAGAUGGAGUCCGGCAUCUGAAAAGGGUUUCUUCUUGUCUACCUUGACUGGUUACCUCCAAAUAUCAUGUAUCAUUGCUAUGCCGUUGGCUGGUGCUUUGGUGCAGUAUUGUAAGUUCGGAAUGUAAACUGUAGUUAUUGAGGUCAAUGAAAGUUAUUAUUUAGUAUAUUACAACUUUUACAAGGUUAUUCCUUCUAAUGUUAGACCCUAUGAAUCGUAUAUUAUUGUUGUUUUAGUGAACUGGCCAAUCGUAUUUUAUGUCCACGGCGUGGUAGCCUUCUUAAUGUAUGUUUUGUGGUUCAUCUUCUUUACUGAUCACCCCAAAGAUAACAUGUUCUUAUCAAAGACAGAGCUUGGUAUCAUUCAGCAUAAAAAAGGAGUACCCACCCCUGUUCAAAGAGUAAGUAUCUUAUGUUAUUGUGACAAUAUCUUACGUAUACUAGUUAUUCUGUCUUCAUAAAAGGUUGCUCUACGAAUGCCUUUACUGUUAAAUAAACGUGUCUUACUGUAGCACCUUUAGGUCUCAAUCUGGAGAAUAUUAUCCACCCCGAGUGUGUUGGCCGUGUUUGUCGCUGUGUUUGGCAACUUUAUGACCUUCAACUUUGCGAAUACUUUCUUUCCAUCGUAUCUGAACAGUUUGUUUGGGUUCUCGUCGUUGGAUGCUGCGCUAAUUGUUACCUUGGUGCUAUUACUACAGUUUAUUGUCAAGAUAGUCACUGGACUUAUCACUGAUAGACUUACUGGGACUAGCGAUGAGGUUAAGGUAUGUUUUACAUUGUCAUAAACCAAUAUUGGGAUUACUUUUUAGAUAAAAUGGUGCAACUCGAUCGCUUUUUGUGGUACCGCUUUGUUCCUUUCGGUAGCCUCAAUAGUACCACCAAAAUGGAAUCACCCUGUAGCUAUUGUAGCUAUCUCUUUACCGUAUGUUCUCCUUGGAGCAAAUGGGGGAGGGUUUCCGAGAAGUGCCAUGCUCAUAAGUGGACAAGAAGCUCCAACUGUGAUGGCACUGUUCCAAGUAGGUGAUUUAUGGUUUUAUUCAGAACGUAUGAUUGUUAGAAUUCUUUUUUUAUGACAGUAUUUCUGAGCAAAGAAGCUAAUUCUAGCUAUUGAUGUUAUAUCUUUGUGUAAUAACUUAAGCUGACUUAACUUUACAUUCUUAAGUAAGAAGAUAGCAAAUAAUGUUCUACAAAUUCUCAGCCUUAUAAACCAUGACAUUUUAGGUAGUAUUAUGCACCAGCUUCUUAAUCAGCUCGUUGACUGUGCCCGUCAUCGUUCCUGACUCGACGUUCGACGAGUGGAAGCACGUGUUCGUCCUGUACGUGGUGCUACUGCUGAGCACGAAUGCCAUUUUCGUUGCAUUCGGAAGUGCAGCUCCAGCUACAUUCGGCCAGAAGAAGAAUCUCAUUGUGCCAUAA